Corvus hawaiiensis (hawaiian crow) is the source of this 2311-nucleotide messenger RNA. RefSeq names its product PNKD metallo-beta-lactamase domain containing (gene PNKD). The transcript is spliced from 9 exons. The record is from RefSeq and is a predicted model, not a curated record. NCBI's taxonomy places the organism in Eukaryota, Metazoa, Chordata, Aves, Passeriformes, Corvidae. Gene Ontology annotation, cellular component: mitochondrion. Gene Ontology annotation, molecular function: hydroxyacylglutathione hydrolase activity. Bases 473 to 1678 code for a protein of 401 amino acids.
CUUGUGCGGAGCCGCCCGGGGAGCAACCUGCGGCCGCGCCGGCACGGAGAGACCGGGCUGGGGCUCAGCCCGCCCCGGCCGGGGCAGUGAGGCGGGCGGUAUCAGCCCGGCCGCUGGGACCGGGGAUGAGCCACCGGCUCCCCCCGCACGGUGCCGGUCACUCUCCCCUACGGGCGCCUGCUCACCGCUGACCUGCCCCGUUGCCCCGGCCGUGGUCAGGCUACCUGGUGCUGGCAGGAGCCCCGGCUCCCCGGUUUCGGGCUCCUACCGCCACAGACGCAGGGGACCCCCGACUACUGCAGGGAUCGCUCCCGGUGUCCCAUCCAGGGGUGCCCUCGGCCGGGAAUAGGCUUUGCAAGCCGGGACGUUACAUGUCCGUCAUGGCACCAUUCCCCGUCCCGUCCCAAAUCGCUGCUGUGUAAACGGGGAGGUCCCUCCGAACCCCGCAGCCUGUUGUCUUUUUCACCCCCACAUGCACGGGGGUAUCUCUUGCCUCCCUUUUCCUCGGCCCAUUCUCUCUCCCCUGAUCCCCCGGACCAUGGCAAGCUUGGGCAUGUCCUCCUCGGAGCAUCGGGAGGGACAGCCGGCUUCGGCCCCUCCUGGUGAGCACCCCGCAGCAAUGCUCCCCCCCAGUCCUUGCUGCCCGAAGCAGCUGGAGGGCGUCUGCUUGGAGAACCAGCCCUGCGCUCACUGCCCAUCUGGGGUAUGGAGUACACACACACCACCUCCAGCGCCCCCGAAUGAGAAAGUGGCCCUGUACAGCCUGUACGCCCGCACACGCCUGGGCUACCUCUUCUACCAGCGGCAGGUGAAGAAGGCGCGGGAGCGGUACCCGCACGGCCACUCCGUGCCCCAGCCCUACUGCUUCCCUGGGGUGAAAAUCCUGCCCAUUCCUGUGCUCUCCAACAACUACAGCUACCUAGUCAUUGACACUGGCUCCGGCCAAGCAGCCGUCAUCGACCCCUCUGACCCACUGGCUGUACAGGCUGCCAUUGAAGAAGAGGGGGUGAUGCUGGAGGCCAUAUUCUGCACACACAAACACUGGGACCACAGCGGAGGGAACGAGGCGCUCUGCCAGAAGCACAACUCCUGCAGGGUGUACGGCACCGCUCUUGAUGCCAUCCCACAGCUCACCAACCCACUUGCAGACAGAGAGAAGGUGAGCGUGGGCUGCCUGACCUUCGAGGCGCUCGCCACACCUGGCCACACUGUGGGCCACAUGGUGUACGUGCUGGAUGGGGCGCCCUUUGGCAGCCCUCCCUGCCUCUUCUCCGGGGACCUCCUCUUCCUUGCUGGCUGUGGUAGGCCGUUUGAGGGCUCCCCUGAGACCAUGCUCGCCUCCCUGGACGUGGCCGUGGGCUUGGGCGAGGACACGCUGCUGUGGCCAGGCCACGAAUACGCGCUGGAGUGCCUGACCUUCGCCAGCCUCCUGGAGUUGGACAAUUCCGCGCUGGAGCAGAAGCUGCAGUGGGCAGUGCAGCAACGUCAGGAGAAGAGAAGCACGUGCCCCUCCACACUGGGAGAAGAGCAGACCUACAACCCCUUCCUGCGGACCCACCGGCCGGAGCUGCAGGAGGCACUGGGGCUGUGGCAGGGCACGGGGGAGGACCCUGAUGCCUUCCGUGCCCGUGUUCUCAAGGAGGUGCGGAGGCGCAAGGACCUCUACCAAGCCACCUAGAUCCCCCCUCCCACUCCCCGGAUCCCCCCUUUCCACGGGGCCGGGUGAUGGUUGGGCUCAGCGGGUCCAAGACUGUGGUUUGUUUUGCUGUGAAUCUCCCUCCUGGGGUGUAGGGUUGGGGGAGGGGGAAGAGUGGACACCCCCUUAAGUGGGCACCCCACAAGUGAUUCCUGCCUUUGCUCCCUCAGAAUUGGGGGUCACCAGCUGUCACAUAGAAGCACCUCAAUCCCCUCUCAGGAGAUCUGUAGCCCCCUGCCUCACUGCUGGGGCUCUAGGAAUGGCACCAAGGGCUUCUCCUACACAACCCCCCCUGUUUUUCUGGGAGUCCCCAAUUUCCCCUCCACCAUCACCACUCGGCCUCCUCCCCUUAAGCCCCCAGUGUUGUGCAUCUCCUUUCUGGGGGCUGGGAUGGAGCCAGUAAGGGGAGGCGGGUGGCAGUACUACCUCCAGGCAAGGGACUCCUCUCCAGCACCCCAUCCUUGAUGCCGGAGCCCCCCCUGUACGCACACACACACACACACACACUAGGACGGGACCACAGGGUCAGACUGCUGCGGUAUAGAGGUGCUGCUUCACUGGGGAUCGGAGCCACAAUCACCCCCACGCCCCAAAUAAAAGACUGGAUCGAUUUUA